AUGAGUAAUUUUAUACCAACAUAUCCAAAUCUCGAAUCACUUGGUCAUCAUGAAGAAAAGCCAGAACAAAAUAUUUCUCAGCAUCAGAGUUUGAACGCUUAUUUUAGAGAAGGACCAUAUACGUCGGGACGAGCUCAAAGAGCAAUUCAGAUAGCUUCAACUUCUUUUCAUGGAAUUUUAGGUCAGAGGUUGGGAAUUUCUAAUAUUUUUAGUUUCAGUGAAACACCGUGUUUCUCAAACACCGCUAGUUAUUCGUGCAUACCAGAUUAUAGUUUCUUCCAAGCAGAAAAUCGAAAUUUAGUAACUUAUCCAACUGGUUUUUCGGAAAUAUUUGAUACAUUUGAGCAAACUUAUAGCUCUUCGGAUAAUAUUGCUUAUGGCUUAACAUUUGAAAAUAGUUAG
Ambispora leptoticha is the source of this 402-nucleotide messenger RNA. Lineage: Eukaryota; Fungi; Glomeromycota; Glomeromycetes; Archaeosporales; Ambisporaceae. The record is from the annotation of a GenBank genome assembly.